Vanrija pseudolonga is the source of this 948-nucleotide messenger RNA. RefSeq lists its product as uncharacterized. The transcript is spliced from 3 exons. The coding region runs from base 27 to 914 and encodes 295 amino acids. The record is from RefSeq and is a predicted model, not a curated record. NCBI's taxonomy places the organism in Eukaryota, Fungi, Basidiomycota, Tremellomycetes, Trichosporonales, Trichosporonaceae.
ACAUACCAUACCAUCAACGAACGACGAUGAGCAAGCGGCCCCGUUCGAACAAGGCGUCCAACGCCGACGACGGCAAGAAGAUGAGCAGCGCCGCGCCCGCGGCCAAGGCCGCGCCCAAGCCCCAGCCCAAGGCUAAGGGCGGCAAGCCGGCGCCGAAGGGCAACGGCAACGGCAACAACGGCAAGCCCGCGCCGGCCAAGGCGAACGGCAACGGCAAGCCUGCAAACGGCAAGCCCGCGCCCAAGGGGGAUGGCAAGCCCGCCAACGGCAAGGCCAAGCCCGCAGCUCCCAAGCCCGCGGCACCCAAGGCCGACGCCAAGCCGGCACCAGCUGCCGCUGCCCCCGCUGCCGACGGACCAGCGAAGGCGCCGAAGAAGCCACGAGGACGGAGGUCCAGCCAGCCAAAGAGUGCGGAGGGCGCGCCUGUGGACGGGACAACAGCGACACCAGCUGCCGCCGAGGCCGAGUCGUCGGGAUCGGCUGCUGCUGCCGCGCCGGCUAAGCCUGCUCCUGCGGCGGAGAGCAAGCCCGAGGCGAGCACCCCCGCGCCCGCCCCCGAGCCCGCGCGCAAGAGGGUGCGCGGGCGCGGUGGAAAGAAGGGCAAGGUGUUCCUCGAGGACAAGGGCGCUUUGCUCGACCUCGUCGACGCCGUGGCCGCGGUCAAGGACGCGGUGAUUGCGCUCAAGGCGGAGAGGGAGCGCGGGCGCGAGGCGGCCGACGCGGCGCGCAAGGACAACGCGGCGCAGCGGAAGAAGGGCAAGAAGGCCGAGGUGCGCGAGAAGGCUCUGGACGCGGCCAAGGAGGCUAUCAAGGCGAGCGACAAGGCCAAGCGCGCGCGCAGGAGGCGGGCCAAGGCCCCCGAGGGCGCGGCGGUGGCGACAGAGGAGCCCAAGAAGAAGGUCGGGUUCGCGUAGAGCUUAGAGUGCAACCAAUGUACUUUUACACGGG